CCUAAUGCGAAAAUCGCGAGCUUCUCCUUCACACGCAAACUCGGUACGCUCGCGGCAUUCACCAUCGUCAAAAAUACGAGAAGCCUUCGCCUGCCGCUUUCCUCUGUCCUCCAUCAUUACCUCUUGCUGCCCGCCUUUGUUUCUGUGCAAUCCCUCGAUUGUCCUCUCCAUGUCGAUGAGUAUAUGGUUCUAAAUCAUAGGCAAAAGCGUAAGAGGAUGGACAAACAGACUAAUAAUGUGACCUUAAAAGAAGAAGCACAAGUGAACCAAACAUCAACUGCUGCACCAUUGGGAAGGGCAGAAGUUUCCACUGACAAUGGGCAUACAAAUACUCCUUUGAUCCAUUGUCCACAGAACGUGAGGUCUCAAGCCAUAUUCAUCCUUGACAAUGCUUCUCUGCAAAAGGGCCUUGUCAGAAAGAAGUGGAAAAUUCUGAGUUCAGAUGACGAUGCCCACCUUUUGCUGAAUCAAAAGAAGAAUCUUAAUGAUUAUCGUCCUGAUAUAGUUCAUGAGGCUCUCCGCUCCAUUUUAGACAGUCCUCUUAAUAAAGCUGGCAUGGUAGCAGCGAUAUAUGUCAAAAUUGAUAAAGGAGUUCUUUUUGAAGUCACACCACAUGUUCGUCUCCCACGAACAUGUAAGCGAUUUUGUGGUGUCAUUUUGGAAUUGCUUCAAAAAUCCCGUGUGCGUGCCAAAGAUACAAAUGAAAUACUCCUUCGUGUUCUUGAAGAACCUGUGACACGCCAUUUACCAGUCAAUUCUCACAUAGUAGAUGCAGGUCUCUCUUAUAAUUCGGAAAAGCUAGUUGACAUACAGGAUUAUGUAUCAGCCGUGAGUGCUGCUGUUAGUCCCGUAUAUGUGGUUGGUGCAAUGGUGAAUGGGAGUGUAAGGAAGGACUACAUGCAUGAUCAUAUUUCAGUUUCUGGUUAUCCACUAUCUGCUAAAUGCUGCAUGGGGCUGAUCUGUGAGGCGUUGGAGCAAAAAUGGAAUAUCUUCUGAGUAUAUUCCGUUUGUUAAUCGGUCAAUCAGAUGGAUAUAAUAGAAUGAAUCAAUAAAAAUUGCAAGUAUAUUCUCCUUAUUCAUGUCAAGAUUUUUAGCUUCUUCUUCUUUUCUUUUUUUUUUGGGGCAGAUCAAAAUUUCUUGUUUAAAAUCAGCUAAAGAACCUGCAGUAGCAGCUGGAGUGGGAACUGUAUCUCACAAUGUUCUUUCCAGGGUAAAUUAAAAAUUUAGUAGCAUACUAA
Prosopis cineraria is the source of this 1238-nucleotide messenger RNA. RefSeq lists its product as uncharacterized. Gene Ontology annotation, cellular component: small-subunit processome; nucleolus. The transcript has 8 exons. The coding region runs from base 184 to 996 and encodes 270 amino acids. NCBI's taxonomy places the organism in Eukaryota, Viridiplantae, Streptophyta, Magnoliopsida, Fabales, Fabaceae. Gene Ontology annotation, biological process: rRNA base methylation. Gene Ontology annotation, molecular function: rRNA (pseudouridine) methyltransferase activity; rRNA binding. The record is from RefSeq and is a predicted model, not a curated record.